AUGCAGGGAAGGAUUCAUCUGGUCCGUCACGCCGAAGGUCUCCAUAAUCUACGCUCUGAUUUGAACAUCCCGGACGCUCCUCUGAGCCAAAGAGGCUGGUACGAAGCGCAGGAAUUGGGCAGACGUUUCAUCAAAGAUAAUUCCAACGUUGUUUGUGCGAUUGUUUCGAGUCCACUGCGCAGAGCAAUUCAGACAUCUCUCGCAGCAUUUCCACGAAUACUGAACUCCGCCCUUUCUCCAGAGGAUCGUGGACGAGCUGUAAAGCUGGUCUUAUAUGCCAAUCUUCAGGAAAUUAGCGACUACCCAGCGAACACAGGCUCUUCCCUCAGCAAGCUGGAAAAUGAAUUUCCAGAGAUAGCACCGCAAAUCCAUCACCUAGACCCAAAAUGGUACAUCAAGUCAGGGUCUAACUCACCACUGCCGGAUUUUAAGGCUGUUAUCUUGGAAGAGUUAAACCGAAUCCUGGAAUCAUUAACAACCACCGAAGAGCCAGAGAUUAUUGUUGUGACUCACCAAGGUAUCAUCUCCCUUCUCGCGCCAAAUGUUGACAUUCCGAUGGGGCAAUGGAAAACCUUCCAGUUAAGUAGGAACGGUGGAGAACAGCUCGUUCUGCACUAA
Messenger RNA from Penicillium argentinense, 618 nucleotides. RefSeq names its product phosphoglycerate mutase family protein. The transcript has a single exon. Gene Ontology annotation, cellular component: cytoplasm. Lineage: Eukaryota; Fungi; Ascomycota; Eurotiomycetes; Eurotiales; Aspergillaceae. The record is from RefSeq and is a predicted model, not a curated record. Bases 1 to 618 code for a protein of 205 amino acids. Gene Ontology annotation, molecular function: phosphatase activity.